This is a messenger RNA of Colletotrichum fioriniae, 1059 nucleotides long. RefSeq lists its product as uncharacterized. NCBI's taxonomy places the organism in Eukaryota, Fungi, Ascomycota, Sordariomycetes, Glomerellales, Glomerellaceae. The record is from RefSeq and is a predicted model, not a curated record.
AUGAUGCCCACACUCAUGGGAGGCGUUCUUCCCGGGCCUGUUCCCACACCCUAUCACACCGACACCUUUUUGGACGACUUGUCGAGACAAAUGGCUCUCUCCCAGGCGUCACGGAGGCUUUCUCGAGGCUCCAACGGACAACGCAACGCAGGAGCUAUGCGUGUAGCCAAGCCCACCAGCGCAAGCAACAGCCCGAGGUCAGCAGCGGCCAUGCAGGCAAGGAGGAGGACUGUGGUCAACGAUGGAAACCUGGCGAGGCGGAGGCAGCAGCCCAUGGACCAAGUCCCGAUGCCCGACUAUGGAUCUCAGUCACGACCGAGCCGUCCCCUUAGCUGGCACCCUUCGACCUUUCAACAACAGAAGAUGGCCGUCCCUCAGAGCAUGGCACAAUACCCAUUCCCUCCUGUCACGUCGGGGUACGAUACAGACAGCUAUCACGUAUACCAGCAAUUCCCACCAACACCGGCAGCCUACUCUUGCAACACCUCCCCUGUUGCCUCAUUCUCCCCUCUAUCACUUCCUUUUGGAGGAUAUGAUGGACCCAACUACCUGCCUGUUGAAGGCUGGAACGUACCUCAUCAAGCACCGCCGGCCUAUGUCUCCUCAGACGCGUCUGGCUACGCUGAGCCUUUCCCAUCUCUACCAACUACGCUCCCGGAUCUUACGCCGUCUUCCACCUCGACACAACAGUGGAACUCGCACCACAUGCACGGCUUCACUAGCACUUCUCCGCCCACCCCCGAAACGCUGCCGCAGGCACAGCAGCCCCAACCUAUAGUGCCAAAUGAGGACACUAUCCCCUAUCAACCCCUCGACGAGCCCGAGGAGGAGGGAGAGAUCCUCGUGGGCAUGGGGCUCUAUGACGCUCCCGACAAGUACGACCAGGACCCGCAACUCGACACAUCUCGUUCUGCCAUGUCCUCGCUGCUGGGCAACUCUUUCCGCCCCCUGGAGGGUACGGGCAAGGGCCUGAAGCUUGAGGAGUCGUGGCAGCCUCCCGAGAGCGAUGACGAGGAUGAGGAUGAGCAGGACGACGCCGAUGGUGAAGAUUCGGAUUAA